This is a messenger RNA of Dinoponera quadriceps, 2905 nucleotides long. Its product is annotated as zinc finger protein 665-like. The coding region runs from base 445 to 2634 and encodes 729 amino acids. The record is from RefSeq and is a predicted model, not a curated record. NCBI's taxonomy places the organism in Eukaryota, Metazoa, Arthropoda, Insecta, Hymenoptera, Formicidae. Gene Ontology annotation, molecular function: sequence-specific DNA binding; DNA-binding transcription factor activity, RNA polymerase II-specific. Gene Ontology annotation, cellular component: nucleus. The transcript has 8 exons. Gene Ontology annotation, biological process: regulation of transcription by RNA polymerase II.
UGUGUGCCGAUUCACUUGAAACGAUCGAAUCUAUAUUAGCCAUCAUAAAUGCUUCGACACUUGCUAAAUGCAUUUAUUAAAAUAAUUUUUCUGAAAAGAAUACAUUAUGCCUACUUAUUCGUAUAUUACGAUUAUUUAUAGAAGAAAUAGAUCAUGCUGAACAAUGGUUAACCAUUAGACUUUGACAUGUGUAGUUCCAAACAUAAGGUUAUAAAAUAAUAAAUAAAAAUGCAUUAAUAUCAUUAAGUUACGUAAAACAAUCCAAGUUGAAGAUUAAUUCAUGAGGAUGGUGUCUUAUAGUCAGCGCAAGAUUUUGUUCUUGGUGGAGUUGCUUCCAGAAUGUGAAGAUCACCUUCAUUUUUUUAAAUGGGUUUAUAUGUUUCCUUUCCACAUAAGUCAGUUAUGCAUGAAGAAAAUAAUGGGAAGAAAUGAUAAGAACGCAGCAUGAUAUUCUUCAAGGAUUUCAAAGAAUGCACUAUAAUGAGCCAAGAGUGUCCAAACUGUGGGCAACUUACAAAUGCGUCUUAUUCAAGGCUUGUGAAGGAUAGCUGUGGUCAUACCAAAUGCCGAAUGUGCUUACUGUAUGAGGAACAUGGAUGUAAAACUUGCCAGGCUGAAUGCUGUACUCAGAAUUCUCAAGAUUAUAGAGAAGCAUGCUCUACAAGUCGUGAUCCAGGUGACACAAACAAAACAUCUAAUGAAGAAACUGUGCUACCAUUGGAGUUGGUUAUCAAUAAAGGUACCAAGUUCAAGAAAAAUCAUUACGAUUUAAUUUCUACUAAUCGCAGACCCUUGGAUCUUCAUCACGAAGAGGUCACUUUUAACAACAACGAAGGGGCCUAUGAAUUCACCACAAGUGAUACAAUCAGUAAUAACGAUUCCAGCAAGCUGUACAUUCCGAAAAUAGAACCUAGUGAUAUGGUAUUAAAUAUAGAAGCUCACCUAAGGAAUGGAAACGAUCGAAACGAUUCGGCGAGUUUGCAAAAUCUACAUGAUAGCCAAACAGAGGAGAGAUUCGACGAGGAGAUGGCGGAGAAGAGCAAGAACCCGAAAGGUCGCGAUCGCAGCCACAUAACGAUAGUGUCGAGCAACCCAGAAAGAUACAAAUGUAAUGUGUGCGGUAAGGUCUUUCGCAACAAGAAGGGCAAAUGUUACCACGAUGCCUGUGUGACGGGAGUCAGACCGUAUCAGUGUACCUUCUGCGACCGAAGCUUCGUCAAACGUUCUCACUUUGAAUACCACGAGAGGGUUCACAGAGGGUACAGGCCACACAAGUGCACUCUUUGCGAGAAGGCUUUUCCCCAACGGAACAAACUCAACAGACAUAUGUUGAUUCACAGCAAGGAGAAGCAGUUUGUAUGUUCCAUAUGCAACAAGCGGUACAGUAAACGGGAUGAUCUGAAAAAUCACUUGAACGAACACAACGCGACGACUAUUUAUACCUGCAAGUUCUGCGACAAGCCCUUCCGCAUACUGAGCAAUUUGAAACGUCACAUGCGAACACAUACAAGCGAACGACCGCACACAUGCGACCAGUGCAGCAAGAGUUUCAAAGACAAAUCCAUGUUGAUUCGACAUAAACGAACUCACGGGAAAGAAAGGCCAUUUUCUUGCGCUCAUUGUAAUCGAGUUUUCUUGUCGAAGAGCGAACUGAGACGACACUUGGUUGUGCAUUCAGACGAGAAGCCGUUCUUCUGCGAAUACUGCCAAACGCAAUUCAGGCGAAAGGACAAUCUAAACCGACACAUAAGACACCACCAUUCGGAAGACUCCAGCUGCGGUGAAGCGAACAAUAAAGUGCCUCCGGCCGUCGUCAAGGCGGACCGAAGCUGCUCUGUGAAGAGCAGCAACCAGCUAGCUCGGCAAAAGCAGAAGUCGAGAAAAAUACAGCCAAAGAGCCCCGUAAGCAAAGUAGCCGCGAGCUCAGUCGCAAACUCGCAUCAGAUCAAUUCGCGUUUAGAUUCCAUGGGCAACAUCACGCCCGUGAUAAGGACUACGGCUGAGGUGAGCAACGCGGUGUCGGUGAUCAAUGGGCCCAUCAGCGCCAGGCGAUUGGACGAGCGGACCUGCAAGAGAAUGUUUACGUACAUGGAGCCGAUACCCAUCGCUGAGGCGGCGGUGCUCAAUUGCCGCAUCGAGGAAAAACUGUACCCGCAAAGUGCUAGCAGCCACAACUAUUUCGUGCACAAUUAUCUGAAGGACGGGAACUCCAAAGUCAAUUCCUAUCCCAACAACGACAACGAGCUGCGAGACAAUGCUGCAACGAUAAUAUCCUGUCCAACAAUGAGCCAGGAAGAAGCCGCAACCGGCAUCUGCGAAGAGAAGCGUCAUCAGGAUACAGUCAAGACAAGGAAGGCAAAUGAGAGUGCUCGAAUAGGAGACGGGAAUUCCCGAUCCAAGGAGUACCCAGAUGCCGCUUCUCCACGAGACGAACAGUCCAACUGUGUCUCCACCAUCAAGAAGCACACCGUUCAACAAUCAGACGGAGAUACGGCCGACAGCUCGGCGAGCGGCAAUUCCGUAACGACAAAUCACUGCGUAACACUGCCAAAAGAUUUUCAGGACAACGCUAAGAAGAAACACAUACAUUGGAGGCGCAGAACCGCGGAAACGCUGAAGCCGUGCAAUCGCUGAUCCUGUUUGCUUUCGAUAUGUGAUACUACCGAUAUUAUACUUAACAAGUGUGUUCAAUGUGUACGUAUGCAUGUGUUUAAGUUUGAAUGAGCUUUUCGCUCAAUCUUACCAUAAAGAAAGACAACAGCGUCUUUUACUCGGCAGACAAGAGAUGCUUCCCCCCAGUCUGCCACGGUGUGAUAUACAAGAGGCGCAAACUCUAAACUGUUACGUAUUAUAAUAGUGUAAUUAUAUAUAGCACAUCUUAUUAAAUUGUCGUGCUUUAGUUAAA